This is a messenger RNA of Tinamus guttatus (white-throated tinamou), 515 nucleotides long. The record is from RefSeq and is a predicted model, not a curated record. Lineage: Eukaryota; Metazoa; Chordata; Aves; Tinamiformes; Tinamidae.
AGCGGUGCAGGUGCAAGAAGAUCAAGCCCACGCUGUCCACCUACCUGAGCAAGAACUACAGCUACAUCAUUCAUGCUAAAGUAAGAAGUGUAGAAAGAGGGAGCUGCAACGAGAUAACAACUGUGGUCGAGGUAAAAGACAUACUCAAGUCUUCAAUGCCUAUUCCUCUGUCUCAAGUGCCUCUUCUUACAAAUUCCUCGUGCCAGUGUCCACCUCUUCAACCAAAGCAGGAUGUUCUCAUCAUGUGUUAUGAAUGGCGUUCAAGGUUGAUGCUUCUUGAUGGAUGUCUAGUUGAAAAAUGGAAGGAUCAACUAAACAAAAGAGUUAAGAGAUGGGAACAGAGACUGCAGGAGCAAAAGCAGCGAACAGCCCACAGCAAGAACCAGAAUGCAGGACGCAGUGGUCGCAGUGGGGCAUCCAAACCACCAGCAAAGAAUACCCACCCAUUGGUCAGUGGCCCCAAAAAGGCCAAAACAAGAAAUGGUCAGAAAGAAAUAAACCCUAAAAAAGUAUGA